AGGGAUCCAGGGGUGAUCCGGGAAAUUACAGGCCGGUUAGCUUAACAUCCGUUUCAGGCAAAUUGUUGGAAAGCAUCCUCAAGGAUAAAAUUGUAAAGCACGUAGAAGAACAGGCCCUGCUGGGAGUGAACCAUCAUGGGUUCUGCAAAGCAAUUUCUUCCAAAAUGUCAUCCUACACGGAGGCCUUGAUGGACCCUUCUCCAGAGCGAUGGUUGGAAAAAUUGGACUAACACAGCUUAUUACUGAGUUUGAAGAAGACUGCAAGAAGUUUGCUGCCACCUCUGAAUCCUCCCUCCCGGAGAAGUUCUCAGUGGCUCAGAUCUUUGAGGAAAUGGGAAAAGGAGAAGCCUUCAACCCAGCCCUCCUGCAGGCUGCACAGACUCUCAAGGACAACGGCUUCAAGAUUGCUGUCCUGACAAAUAACUGGAUCGAUGACAGCCCCAAGCGGAAGUACACGGGGCUGACGUUCUGUCUCCUGAGGAGGUACUUCGAUAUGGUGUUUGAGUCAUGUCGUAUUGGACUACAGAAGCCAGAUCCCAGGAUUUAUGAAUACGUGUUGGAGGUGAUGAAGGCAAAACCCGAGGAGGUUAUUUUUCUGGAUGACAUUGGUGCGAACUUGAAGCCUGCUCAGGAGAUGGGGAUGGCCACCAUCCUAGUGAAAGAUGCUGAUACUGCUCUGAAGGAGCUGCAGGCUCUGACUGGGGUCCAGCUUAUUGGCCAGGAAGAACCCCUGCCUCCAGCAUGUGAGCCAGAGGAUGUAAGCCAUGGCUAUGUGACCAUCAAGCCUGGUACCCGCUUGCAUUAUGUGGAGUUGGGUAGUGGCCCAGUUGUCUGCCUCUGCCAUGGCUUCCCAGAGUCCUGGUUUUCUUGGAGGUACCAGAUCCCUGCUCUGGCUGACGCUGGCUUCCGGGUCCUUGCCUUGGAAAUGAAAGGCUACGGAGAUUCCACGGCUCCACCAGACAUAGAAGAGUAUUCCCAGGAAGAAAUAUGCAAGGAUCUGGUGGUCUUCCUGGACAAAAUGGGCAUCUCCCAAGCUACCUUCAUCGGCCAUGAUUGGGCUGGUGUCACCGUCUGGAACAUGGCUCUUUUCUACCCAGAGCGGCUCAAGGCAGUGGCCAGUCUGAAUACACCUUUCAGGGCUUCAAAUCCCACAGCGGAUGUAAUGAAGUUGAUUGAGGCCAUUCCUGUCUUUGACUACCAGCUCUACUUCCAGGAGCCGGGAGUUGCAGAGGCUGAACUAGCAAAGAACCUGAGCCGGACCUUUAAGUUCUUCAUCCGAUCGACCAGGAAGGAGGACCGAAUAGAGGGGCUUUCUCUUGAUCUUGCAAAUGUGCGGAAACGAGGGGGCGUGCUGGCAGGGCUCCCGGAAGACCCACCCCCGAGUUCUCUCCUGCCCGAUCCUGUGCUGCAGUUCUACAUCCAGCAGUAUCAGAAGUCUGGAUUCAGGGGGCCCCUGAACUGGUACCGAAACAUGCAAAAAAACUCGAGCUGGACCGGCUUUGCCCAGGACAGAAAGAUCAGAGUUCCAGCACUGAUGGUCACCGCCGGGAAAGACCGAGUUCUCCACCGCGAUUUGAGCAAAGGCAUGGAGGAGUGGGUCCCCCAGCUGAGCCGUGAGCACAUUGAGGAGUGCGGACACUUCACACAGAUGGAGAGGCCAGCAGCCGUGAACAAAAUUCUCAUUAAAUGGCUGGAGGGAGUUCACAAGAACGCUUCGCUGCAAAGGACUGCCAAGCUCUAAGUAGGACUUCACUUCAGCCCCGAAUUACUACUGGGAGAAUUUAUUUAGAGGAGGAGGAGCGGGAGCGGGUCCUAGAGAAUUGUUCUGAAAGCGUUGGAGGGAGUUCCAGAAAUGCAAUGUAUGUUUCUGUCAAUUAUGUGCAAAAAUCAGAUAUGCUGGAAGCAAGAGAAAGCUGACUACUCAAAAAGUGAUUUAAAAAAGCAGGAGUCUAAAAAUGUGCAGACAAAUGGGGUUUUGCUGUCCCUGGGUUCUCGGCUCACUUUGGCUCCGCUGAAAUUAAGAGGUGGGAGAAGAAAAAGCAAUUUAUGAGAACAGUCCAAGAAUGUUCUCAUUCUUUCUAAUUGGGAAAAUGUGCUUUGGCAGAAUAUUUUCACCAUCUUGGAAGCCUACCAAAUUGUUUGAGGUUCCAUUUGGCUUGGUGGUGACGAGCCCCUCACCCAGCUCCAAGAUGACUUGCAAGAUUUUUUAUUUUUUUUAAUUGUUGCAUGUGCUGCUUUGCUUUGCUCUGCUCUGGACUAACUACUCCGUUUUUGUGCUUUAUUCAGUCAGUCAAAACAGACACGCACAGGCUGCCCUGCUUUUGGAGAAUGCAGAGGAAGUCAGUCAUGUGUCGCCCUUCUGGUCUUUCUGCAUAACACGGAAGAUAUGGAGACCCCAGGAAAUGUGGGAUUCAGCAAAGAUGCCCUUUAUUUCUAGUUUGACCCUUGGUCUGUCUGUCUGCUUGGAGCUGUCAGGCAGAGAGGGGCCUUAACCAGCCUUGAUACCAGAAAAUCUUUAACCAGGUCUUUGUGGGUGCUGUGAUUGUACAGGAGCAGAAAAGGAAGUGUGUCAUGGAGUCGAUUUCGACACCUGGUGCCCACAGAGCCCUGUGGUUUCCUUUGGUAGAAUACAGGAAGGGGUUGACCAUUGCCGCCUCCCACACAAAGUGAGAUGAUGCCUUUCAGCAUCUUCCUAUAUCACCACUGCACGUUAUAGGUGUUUCCAAUAGUCUGGUAGUGGUUAGAGUGGUUAGACUGCUGGACUAGGACUGGGGAGAUCCGAGUUCAAAUCCCCAUGAUUCAGCCAUGAUACUUGCUGGGUGACUCUGGGCCAGUCACUUCUCUCUCAGCCUAACCUACUUCACAGGGUUAUUGUGAGGAGGAACUUAAGUGCGUAGGACACUGCUCUGGGCUCCUUGGAGGAAGAGCAGGAUAUAAAAUGUAAAACAAAAAAUUCAGCUUCCCAACAAUCUUGGCUUUAAUUAUCCAUUUUUAAAAACAAAGGCAAGUUUCAAGCCCUUACGCUUUCAGAGUAGGGCUGGAACAUUUACUCCAUUCUAAUCAGUUAGAUGGAUCAAGAUAUAUUUUUAAUUGACUCAAAGUUGCCCCUUAUUAACCAGGCAGGAGAUUUAAUACAAGUACCUAGGGGCAGGCCCUCUCAAAGUGCCAUCUUCCAAGAGGGUUUCCUUCCUGCUGUCCCUCAUAGGUGGAAACAAUCGUUUGAAGACUACAGCUGUGACAUCCUUUUUUUUUUUUUUUGGCAAAUUCAAUUUUUAUUGAUUUUAACAAUAGCAAUAUUAUCAUUCAUUAAAAAUACACACAUAGAAGAUGGACUUCCCGCUCACAUUUCUUCGUGAAUCAACAAAUAUAAAGUUUACCCUUGCUACAGCUGUGACAUCCUGUGCACACAUUGUCUAAGAACAGAGAGAGAAUGCUUUUUGCUCCAGACCCCUUGUUCUUAUCCAUAAGCAAAUUGAGUAGAUCAGGGGUGUUCAGACUUGGGUCUCCAGCUGUUGUUGACCAAACCACCCAUCAUCCCCAGCCCCAAUGGCCUUUGGCGAUUUGGAGCUGUAGUCCAACAACAUCCAGGGACCCAGGUUUGAUCUACUCCAGGGGUUCUCAGUCAAGAGCUUGUAUGGUUGUAAUCUAGGGUUUCCCAACUUUUGGUCCCCAGAUGUUGUUGAGAAUUCCCAUUGGCCAAAGGCCAUUGAGAGAGAACCCAUGUAAUCAAUAAACUGACUAAGAUUUCUUUAGUCAGGUGCCUUCUCCAUUGUAAAUAUAUCUGCUUAAAAGCAUUCGGGAAAUGGUGGCGAAAUUGCCCAAGCAUGAGAGGUGACUGAAUAAGAUUUGCAGGGGCUAGACGUAGAGUUUCUGUGUCCUACAUCUUUGCCCCUCUCCAAAUCACUACAAAUUCUGCAGCACAAGAGACAGUCUGAAUGGCUUCGUCCUUUGUUACCUGUGAGUGUCUUUCUCCACAAGAUCCUCACCAAGGAUCAUCAGGAGGGGUCUGUCUUCAGGUGCCACCGAUUCAUCUGGUGGCGAUCUGGGAUCAGGCCUUCUCGUUGCUCCUGGGUUGUGGAACACGCUUCCCCGUGGAUAGAAGAGGAUUGUCUUCCCUGGAGGCCUUCAGGAGAGCCUUACAGACCCAUCUUUUUAGCCUGGCUUUUAAUGCUAUUUAGUUUUAAUUGUUAACUUUAAUCUACAUUUAAUUGGUUUCUUAUUUUAAUUGUUAUGUAUUUUUUAUUUUAGUGUAAACCGUCUUGAGCCACUUUAGGAAGGACGGUAUAUAAAUAGAAUAAACAAACAAAUAAAUCUGUAGAUGUUGCCAGUUUGCACAAGCCAUGCCAAUCUCAGGAUUUGUGGGUUCAAGAUUGAACACCUGCUCCCGCCAGGGAUUAACCCAGGGGCCGGCCUGCCUUCAUACCUACCCGACAUGUGCCUUAGCCCUGGGCGAUAGCUGCUUCUUUUUGCUCAUUGUUGCUGCUGCUUCGGAGUGCAAGGUGAUAUCUGUAUAGAUUCUUGGGUGUUUGGCGCUUCCACUGCAGGCAGGGUCUUCCUUCCUGCUGCUUUUAUUGCUGUAAGAAUUCGUUGUACACCAUUUGUACUGGAUUAAAAGCUUUUAAAAUGGCA
Hemicordylus capensis (graceful crag lizard) is the source of this 4629-nucleotide messenger RNA. RefSeq names its product epoxide hydrolase 2 (gene EPHX2). Gene Ontology annotation, biological process: cholesterol homeostasis; phospholipid dephosphorylation. The transcript has 19 exons. Lineage: Eukaryota; Metazoa; Chordata; Lepidosauria; Squamata; Cordylidae. The record is from RefSeq and is a predicted model, not a curated record. Gene Ontology annotation, cellular component: peroxisome. Bases 209 to 1741 code for a protein of 510 amino acids. Gene Ontology annotation, molecular function: lipid phosphatase activity; magnesium ion binding.